This is a messenger RNA of Chiloscyllium plagiosum (whitespotted bambooshark), 1747 nucleotides long. RefSeq names its product TBC1 domain family, member 7 (gene tbc1d7). The record is from RefSeq and is a predicted model, not a curated record. Gene Ontology annotation, molecular function: GTPase activator activity. Gene Ontology annotation, biological process: activation of GTPase activity; negative regulation of TOR signaling. Lineage: Eukaryota; Metazoa; Chordata; Chondrichthyes; Orectolobiformes; Hemiscylliidae.
GGCGGUGGGUGCUGACGUCGGUUCCGGUGGAGGGGGGGUGUUUGUUGGUGUUGUUCCCGGAUGUGUAGCGGUUUUUGUUACUGAGUUGAUAGUGAUCUUAUUUCAGAAUUUACUCUCAGAUAAUCUUCUCCCACCCCUAGGAUGGUGAUGAUGCACAAGAUCACUCUGAUAGAGGAAUAAGGGAAGACUGCUUGGUUCAGUAGGAAGAUGGCUGAAGACCCACAGAGAAACUUCCGUUCCCACUAUUAUGAAAAAGUUGGGUUUCGUGGUGUUGAAGAAAAGAAGUCCCUUGAGAUUCUGCUAAAGGAUGAUCCAUUAGAUGUUGAGAAGCUCUGCACUUUUGCUCAACGUUAUCCUCUUCCCUCCAUGUAUCGCGUCCUUGUUUGGAAAGUAUUGCUUGGUAUUCUUCCUCCUCACUAUGAAUCUCACUCUGCUGUAUUGACGUUUCGGAAAGAACAGUAUCAGGAUUUGUUGCAAGCAUUACAAGUUAUUCGGUUUGUUCAAGAUUCCACCCCACAAGUUUGGGUUUACCUCAGAAUGUACCAACUAGAGUCUGGAACACUGCCACGUCGUGCAUCUCAGUCACUGGAACCAGAAGAUGUAGUUUUUAUUGCAAUAGCAGAAGCAAUGGAAGAAAUGGUGGAAAAUGACGUUGAUGCCUACUGGCUAGUCAAAUAUUUUGUGAACCAGUUCAAUAAUAAAUACAGCGAUUCAGUAGCUCACUUGCAGCCAAAGAGCCUUGAACAUUACCUGAAUCUGGAAGACAGCAAACUUCUCACCCAUCUUAAGACCUGCUUGGCUAUGAAUAAACUCCCAUAUGACUUGUGGUUCAUGCAUUGUUUUGCAGGCUGUUUGCCUGAAUCCAGCCUUCAAAGGGUUUGGGACAAAAUCAUAAGUGGAUCUUGCAAAAUUUUGGUUUUUGUAGCCAUGGAGAUUUUAUUAACUUUUAAAAUUAAGCUAAUGGCCAUGAAUAAAGCAGAGAAUAUUGCACAGUUCUUGCAGAAUAUUCCACAGGAGAAUACAGAUGCCAUCAUCAGCAAGGCCAUUGACCUAUGGCACAAGUAUGUUGGAACUCCUGUGCACUCUGUGUAAUUAAAACUGAAUGAAAUUAAUGUAAUAAUAAAUCUUCUAUUUAAUAAUUUAUUAAAAUAAUUUUGCACAAAACUGAGUAAUAGAUUUUAAGUGACAAAGACAAUGAUGUAGCAAAAGCAAAACACUGAACAUUAGACUUCAGAAAUAAAAGCAGAAACUGCUAUAACUGUUCAGGUCUGGCAACAAAUGUAGACAGAGAAAUUGGAGGAGCAAGACAACCCCCGACCCCAAAGGCCAGAGGAUCUUCCCCGAAUCUGGCUUCAAUGUGAAAAUACAAUCGUUUUCUUAAUCUUAAACUCAGAUCAAAAGAGAGAUCAGUGACACUCUGAUUUUCUGCAAAAUGUUGUAUUUUUAUAUAUUUUAUGUUACAAUGAUCAUACACAACAUGGUUACUGUACUCUCCCCUUCCCUUCUGUGGGGCCAAUCUUGUUAAACCCCUGAUCAAUGGUGGGCAUUCCUAUAGAUAACCCUAUGUUCUUAGUUGUUUAUGAUACUCAACAGUUAUUGUAAUCUCUAGGUCUUGGGAUCUUGCUGUGUUGCAUUCCAAAGUUACUGGCUGUUGUCUAUUAGUCAUGCUUUUCUCUAAGGGUUGAUUGAAUUCUAUUAUCAUUGUACUUGCUAUCUCUUACCAAAUUCCAUUAUCCAUUUUUAUAUU